ACCAUGGUUGGCCGAACACCCAGCUUCGUGUUUGCUCAAAUACUUGGCUCCAUAGAAAAUAAAUAGUGUACUUUAUCCACUGUACUGUUAUAUCACUACAGGAUCACAUACAAAGACCCUGUUGUAUACCAUGACCCAGCUCUAAGACUCGGUCAGUUUGGUGUGUGGUUUGAAGGGCAGUCUAUGAAAGCAGUUUGUUUGGAAGGAGUACCUUAAAAAGGUCACAAUGACGUCCAAAGACAAGGCUGAUCUCCAAGCGGAGGUGGUUCGUCGUGUUUUCAUCGCCGGUAUUUUCUUGGUCGCUAUGACCUACAUCUUGUGGCAAUAUGACCUCUUUGAUGUGACCUUUGACCCAACCUUGACCAAUCGACUAGCCUUCACUCUCAGAUGGCUGGUGCUUUCUCUCUUACCAACUGUGGUUGGUGUUCAACUCGUUGGCAAUAUUCGUUAUACCAACAUGGACACAGCGGGCGUUCAAACGACCUCAAAACACGCUGAGGAGUUAGUUCGUUUAAACCAACGAGCCCUCCAGAAUACCCUGGAGCAGACGUCAGUCCACGUUGCCGUCACGCUCGUCCUGAGCACCCAUCUGGAUCCCAGUCACCUCAAGAUCAUACCAAUACUCAUCUGCAUGUUUGUAACUGCCAGGGCGAUAUUUUACAUCGGGUACCUGACUGUAGGAGACCAUUUCGGUCGAGCGUUUGGUUAUGCGUUGACGAUGUGGGUGAACAUGUCAUCUCUUAUGUAUUGCACGUACUGUUUGGUUGUAUACGGAGCAAGUUAUGGGUUGACUGUUGAAUGAUCUAUACAGUAUUUAAAGGCAUUGUACACUAUUGGUAAUUACUCAAUGUGAUGUUUUUUUAGGGGAUCUCUCAUAUAAAAUAAAACUAAACAAUUCUGAUGCCAACAAGGCAAGAAAAUGAUUCACACAAAUUUUCUGCUCAUUCGCUCUUUUUAAGAAGCAUGCACU
Asterias rubens (European starfish) is the source of this 970-nucleotide messenger RNA. RefSeq names its product transmembrane protein 79-like. The record is from RefSeq and is a predicted model, not a curated record. The transcript is spliced from 4 exons. Gene Ontology annotation, cellular component: lysosomal membrane; trans-Golgi network membrane. Gene Ontology annotation, biological process: regulated exocytosis. NCBI's taxonomy places the organism in Eukaryota, Metazoa, Echinodermata, Asteroidea, Forcipulatida, Asteriidae. Bases 227 to 802 code for a protein of 191 amino acids.